Molecule: messenger RNA, 984 nt
Organism: Cynara cardunculus var. scolymus (artichoke)
Lineage: Eukaryota; Viridiplantae; Streptophyta; Magnoliopsida; Asterales; Asteraceae
Product: alpha carbonic anhydrase 7-like
Exons: 7
Coding region: 62-898 (278 amino acids)
Molecular function (GO): zinc ion binding; carbonate dehydratase activity
Source: RefSeq, a predicted model, not a curated record
GGGGAGGAGGUAGAUAAGCAAGCAUCGAUAACUUAUAAAAAAACCCUAGAAGAUUUGAUAUAUGCAGAAAGAAAUGGAUAACAAAAGCUUAUGGUGUUCUUCAAUCUUCAUUGCUCUUUUCAUCAUCUCUUGUGCACCUUUUGCUAUAUGUCAAGAAGUUGAGGACGAACACGAAUUCAGUUACGACAUCAACAGUCAUAACGGGCCGGAUCAUUGGAGCGAGAUCCACCCCGAAUGGAGCAUGUGUAACCAAGGAGACCUGCAAUCUCCGAUUGAUCUCACACACGAAAGGGUUCAAACCACUUCGAAACUUGGAAAGCUUGAUCGAGAUUAUAAACCUGCUAACGCAACUCUUCUUAAUCGGGGCCAUGAUAUGAUGCUGAAAUGGAUUGGGGGAGCAGGACAUGUUCAUAUAAACGGAAUCGAGUAUCAUCUUAACCAACUCCAUUGGCACACUCCUACUGAACACACCGUCAAUGGUCGAAGGUUCAAUCUGGAACUACACUUGGUGCAUGAAAGUAUAGAUGGAAAGGUUGCAGUGAUCGGAAUCAUGUAUAAAAUCGGCCGUCCCGACUCUCUUCUGUCAAUGUUGGAACCCUAUUUGAAAGCAUUGGCAUCUACAAAAGGAGUUGAAACAAGUGUAGGAAUAAUCAACCCACGAGAUAUAAAAAUUGGGAGCAGAAAAUACUAUCGAUAUAUUGGCUCACUUACCACUCCUCCAUGCACCCAAAAUGUUAUAUGGACCAUGGUCAAAAAGGUGAGGACGGUUUCUCGAGAACAAGUGCAUAUGAUCCGUGAAGCAGUUCAUGAUGACGCUGAGGUUAAUGCGAGGCCGGUUCAAGCAUUGAAUAACCGUUGGUUGAAGCUUUAUAGACCGGAUGAUCGUCAAAAUAACUAGCCGUUUGAAGCAUAUUUUUGAUUAAUUUAUGUUACAAGUCAUAUAUCAUUUAAUUUAUUUUGUAUUAUUAUAUGUAGAUGUAGGUC